UAGUUCAGUUUUGUAUAAUAUGUUAAUAUUAAGAUUUUUUGAAUAAUGCCACACUCUGUUAGGGUUUUACGCAGCCUCUUCCAUGACGGGCUUUCCUACCAUGGAAACUUGGAGUUUCGUAGCCAACUCCUGACCUUCUCCUUCUUUUGUUGCUUCCCCUUCGCCGACACCUAAUCAAACUCUGCAGAGAAAAGUCCUUCAAACAAGCACUGAGUAACGCACUAUAGCCAAUUACCUCAGCCGUAGCCUUGUAUGAAGGGGAAUUUCCAUCAAGAUCCCUGAGGAAGAAUACUAGGCAUGUCUUGAGACGUGUAAGAACCAUCUUCAUGGCAUUUAAGUCAAAGGGAGAUGUUCCCAUUAAGGCUGUUGACUACAAGUUUUCUUCUUUAUGAAAACUCCUAGGUUAGUGGAGUUUGAUCCCUUUAGGGAAGGGUUAUUACAAUUUUCAUUUGUCUCUGUUGAUUGAAGGAUUGAAAGGCGAAUGUGCUAUUGGAUCUUGGAGUGUCUCAAACCAAAUUUAUUGCCUCUCUUUGCUAGGUACCACAUAAACCAAGACAACAUAAACACACGAAUGUACAAGUUUGGAUAUGGUUACAUAAUCUUCCUUAAGAAUGUUGCGGAACAAGAAUAAUUUUUGCAAUUGCAGGAAAGCCUUGGUAUUCCUAUUAGUAUUGAUGAAGCCACACCCAACAUAACAUUUGGCCACUUUGCUCGUGUGUUGAUUCACAUCAAUCUUUUGGGUGUUUUGCAGGAUCACCUAUUGAUUGAAAAAUUAAGGUUUAGAAUUUAUGUGGAAUAUGGAAAACUGCCUUCAUUUUGUUCUUGUCACAAUAUUGAUCAUAUGACCUCUGAAUGUAGGAGAAAACAACCUGAUAAAGCAGACGAUGAAUCUAAUGAUCUGACGUAGGGGAGAGUGGGGGUUCAUAGAAAUCAUGACGUAGCGUAUCAUGAGUUCAAUUUAACAAAGUUACUUCAAGAAAUAUCAUGAGUUUAAUAUCAUCAUGAGUUCAAUUAAGUGUCUGUAAUAUGACAUUUCACAUUAAAAAUAUAACAUGCAGUUAAAAAUAUAACAUUAGUUGGAGUUAACUGAAUGAACAAUUAUUAUAAAAGAAAAUUUUAAAAAAAAUGAUUAUUCGAAGAUAAAUUAUUAAAAGAUUAAAAUUGAAAAAUUAAGAUAUUUAGAGGGAUUAAUGACAUAUUUAAGGAUUUAAAAAAUUAUUAGUCAAAAUGUCAACGGUCACGGUGCAUUAGCAACCAUGCACAAGCUUUUUAAAUCACACCAUAUGUAGGAUACGCCCUUUACACCAUAUCAUCUCCCUCCUUCUCCUGACAAAGGAUCGUCCAGAUGGUUGUAUCACCACCACCUCACCAACUCCCGGCCACAUAUGGUUGUGUCACCACCGUCAUUUUUCUCCUCUCGUUGAGCAUGUUCUCCUACAUCCAAAGAUUUCCGAUGGAGCUUCUAAAAAGGAAUAGCGACAUAGCGAUACCCGUUUGUCUUUUAUUUGUAUAUAAAUUUUACUCCGGUAUUUGAUUGAGUAUUAGUACCUUCCUCAAAUCAUAUAAUUUAUAAAAAUAUUCAACGCCAUAUCAUUUUUAAUAUUAUUAAAUUUUAAAUCAAUUAAUAUUAAAGUACCUGCAUCUAACUAAACUAAUGAGUACCAAAAAUUUUCCUAAAUUUUAUAAUAUUGAAUUUAUAAUGAUUUAUGUUUUACAAAUCACAAGAAAAAAGACGGACAAAAAAGUCAAAAGAUAGAAAUACAUACAAAAGUGAAAAUGAACAUGAUGACUAAAGAAACACGACUAAUUAGGUGACGAGUAUGUUCUGAGACCGAGUCAUCUUUCUCUUUUGAGAGUGAAGCAUGUUUGUUGAAGAUUUCAUGGCAAACACUUCAAUGAUGUAGUAGGCUCACAAGAAGUCAAGGUUUUGGUAAGAUUUCAUGGCAUCAAUAUCCUCAUCUUCCUUUACUUAUGCAUGGAAAUAUGAUGUGUUUCUAAGCUUCAGAGGCCAAGAUACUCGGCACGGUUUUACUGGUUAUCUGUACAAAGCACUGAUUGAUAGCGGAAUUCACACCUUCAUUGAUGAUGAUGAACUUCAAAGAGGGGAACAGAUUAUGCCAUCACUUGUCAAGGCAAUUGCAGAGACAAGAAUUGCUAUUAUUGUGUUCUCUAAGAACUAUGCUUUUUCGUCCUUUUGUUUAGACGAACUCGUUAACAUCCUCGCCUUAAUUAAGGACAAGGGUCGGUUGGUUUUGCCGGUUUUCUAUGACGUGGAUCCUUCCGAUGUUCGACAUCAGAGAAGGAGUUAUAAAGAAGCACUGGCUAAACAUGAGGAAAGAUUCCAAAAUGACAAGGAGAAGGUGCAACAAUGGAGGAUAGCUUUGUGUCAAGCAGCUGAUUUGUCUGGCUAUCAUUUCAAACAUGGGAAUGAGAAUGAAUAUGAGUUUAUAGAGAAGAUUAUUAAAGGGGUUUCCAGCAUUAUUAAUCGCAUUCCUUUACAUAUCGCGGAUUAUCCUGUUGGAUUGAACUCUCGUGUGCUAAAAGUAACCUCGCUUUUAAAUGUCGGAUCAGACGAAGUCCACAUGGUAGGGAUUCACGGUAUUGGUGGAAUUGGUAAAACAACAAUUGCUCGAGCUCUUUAUAAUAUGAUUGCCGAUCAAUUUGAAGGUUUGUGUUUUCUUGAUAAUGUAAGGGAGAAUUCAGUUAAACACGGAUUAGUACAUCUCCAAGAAACACUUCUUUAUGAUAUUAUUGGGAAGAAGUAUAUGAAGUUGGGAAGUGUCAAUGAAGGAAUUCCAAUAAUAAAGCAUAGGCUUCACCUAAAGAAGGUUCUUUUGGUUCUUGAUGAUGUCGACAAACCAGAGCAGUUGAGGGCAAUAGUUGGAGAGACUAGUUGGUUUGGUCCUGGCAGCAGAGUAAUCAUUACCACUCGGGACAAGCAUUUGUUAACGAGUCACGGGGUUGAAAAAACAUAUGAGGUAGAUGGGUUGAAUAUGAAAGAAGCACUUGAAUUGAUUUGUUGGAAUGCUUUUAAAACAGAAAAAUUUGAUUCAAGUUAUAACAACGUUUUAAAACGUGCAUUGAGCUAUGCUUCUGGUCUUCCAUUGGCUUUGGAGGUAAUGGGUUCUUACUGUAGCGGGGAAAAUCUGAUGUCGAAGCCAUGAGACUGACUCGAAUCAAUAUUCCGUUUUGAAAUCGCCACCGCGCUUUUAUUAUUUCCAAAGGAAAAGGGAAAAGAACGAAAAAAAACCAAAGUUUGUUUUUAAAACAAAAAGAAGAGAUCUUAGGUACGGGUGUUGUUUAUACAAGGGGAAGGUUUUAAGCACCCCUCAUAUCUGUGGUACUCCACAGGAACCUUUUUGAAAAUCUGUGUCGUGUGUGCUAAAAAAAGGGUUUGUUUUAUUUUUAAAAUAAGCUCGGCAAGACAUUAAGCCUUGGGCCUACAUACCUCCUCGGUGCAAUGGAGAAGUCAGAGCUAAUGUAGUUCCGCUUUUGGAAAAAACGUUUUAAAACGAAUAAACACUUUGUUGUCGUUAGAGAGAAAUACUCAGCCAUUGAUCUUGAGCAUGAGAACAAACAAGUUCUUUGCAUCGCAAAUGAAAGAAGGGCGCCAACUCGGAUAAAAUCAACGAGUAUGCCACUAGCUCUCUCACGCGGAAAAGAU
This is a messenger RNA of Vicia villosa (hairy vetch), 3664 nucleotides long. Its product is annotated as disease resistance protein Roq1-like. The record is from RefSeq and is a predicted model, not a curated record. Gene Ontology annotation, biological process: defense response; signal transduction. Bases 1941 to 3164 code for a protein of 407 amino acids. Lineage: Eukaryota; Viridiplantae; Streptophyta; Magnoliopsida; Fabales; Fabaceae. Gene Ontology annotation, molecular function: ADP binding. The transcript is spliced from 2 exons.